This is a messenger RNA of Cladocopium goreaui, 1287 nucleotides long. NCBI's taxonomy places the organism in Eukaryota, Dinophyceae, Suessiales, Symbiodiniaceae. The record is from the annotation of a GenBank genome assembly.
AUGGGCAACCAGAACGGAAUCAAUGAUGAGAGAUAUGUAACCCACAAAAAGUAUUACCGGGAAACCAAACGAGUUUCUGACAUACUUGUCAUUGAGAAUGUCCCAGAGUAUCAAAGUGCUACAGCUUCUGCUGAACUAGGGCCCCACUGGUCUUUGGAAUCGGUGGUAUUGGAUCCGAGACUCUUCGGAGUUCCAGCAUCUCGUCCACGGAGAUUCAUCCUUGCCUUCGACAAGAGGAAGGAUGCCAAACGAUUUCUGGAGCCCGAGGAACUGCUGUCGUCUCACAUCCUGCCAGUGACCGCUGAACAGGGUUUCGGCUUUCAGGCGUUGUGCAUUCCUGCAAGGGGCAGGUCUUGCGCGACUUUCGAUGUUGAGGGAGGCGAACAUCCUGUUCAGAUGCUGGUGGAUGAUUUGACACCACAGCUCUACCUACCCAUCCAAGAGUGGCUCGAGCAUCUUAUCCCUGGUUUUCCUGAGAAGACGGACGAUUUGGUGGAUAUUCCUCUCUUGGCCAUCUAUUUUCUACCCCCGGCAGAUGGUCUUCCUCUCUUUCAUGCGUGGCUAGUCACUGCAAAGGAUGUGUGGCACCGUGGCUAUGAAGGCCAUCGUGAAAUUCUUGAGAUUCGGUUGAAUGACCGGGUGGACCUGGUGGACCAUGGAUUCCGUUCCUUUAUUCCCACGAAAGGUCUGGGGCGUGUCUCCUGCAUCUUGUGGGCAGUUCUUUGGAGCUAUUUCAACAGGGAUUCCAUGGAUGGAGAUGCCAAGUCGGAUUUCAUCAGGUGGCUCCACUCUGUGAAGUCCCUCAAGUGCAAGGUCCAGUCUGCAGGGGUCGCGGAGCUGAGGUGGCGCAGGAUCCAGGACACCGUCAAGUACCCGGAGUCAAAGUACAAGGAUGCGUUCUUUGCUGCGAUGGAAGAGUACAACCAGUAUGGCAUUGCUGAGGUCAGCUCCCGCUACCGACUGGACAAAACUGCCAUGGAUGAACUUUAUGGGUUCAAGGUUGGUGUCUGCGAGAAAGCAUUUGAGCUCCUCCAGAAGCACUUGCACUGCUUCAAGUUUGAAGCGCGGGCCGGCAAGGCAUGUUCCGUCCGUUUGCCCUUGACCGAAUGGCUCACUGAGUGCGAUCGGAUGUGUUUCGUUUCCCACGUCUUGGCGUUGAUGGCUUAUUGGAAGGAUGAGCACGGCACCUAUGUGUUUGACAAUGGUGUCAUUGAGAAUCUUCUCAAGCGUGCUGUGGAGGGGAAUCUUGUUUUAUGUGGUAGUUUCAGGGUAGGGUGGUCCAACUAA